AUGGUGCAGCCUGGGGAAACAAGCUGCUCCCUAAUCCGGCUGAUUUCUCUCUCUUUUCCUAUUUUUCUUGCCCCCAGGUCGGACAAAACCCUCCAGGACAUAGUGUACAAACUGGUCCCGGGGCUCUUCACAGAUGAGAUGAAGAGGCGGCGUGACUUCUACGCAGCCUACCCCAUGGCAGAGGUUCCCAACGGCUCCAACGAAGAUCGCGGGGAAGUCUCCGAGCAGGACAAGGUGAACCUGACGGACGACGAGAUCGUCAGCCUGUCCAUAGAGUUUUACGAAGGGUCCAGAGAGGAGAAGAAAGGGACCGUCGAGAACGGGGACCUGGAGAAGGAGAAGAAGAACGGGGUGCGGUUCCUGCGCUGCCCGGCCGCGAUGACCGUCAUGCACUUGGCCAAGUUCCUCCGCAACAAGAUGGAUGUUCCCAGCAAGUACAAGGUGGAAGUGCUCUACGAAGACGAGCCCCUGAAGGAGUAUUACACCCUGAUGGACAUCGCCUACAUCUACCCCUGGAGAAGG
Eurypyga helias (sunbittern) is the source of this 522-nucleotide messenger RNA. RefSeq names its product polycomb group ring finger 2 (gene PCGF2). The transcript has 6 exons. NCBI's taxonomy places the organism in Eukaryota, Metazoa, Chordata, Aves, Eurypygiformes, Eurypygidae. Gene Ontology annotation, cellular component: PRC1 complex. Gene Ontology annotation, biological process: negative regulation of transcription by RNA polymerase II. The annotation marks the transcript as partial. The record is from RefSeq and is a predicted model, not a curated record. Gene Ontology annotation, molecular function: promoter-specific chromatin binding.